AUGGUGGGGACACAAUGUCAUCUGCUCCUGAUAGCCCUGGUGUUUUCUGGCCUCCGUACCGAGGAUGUCUUCCAGCCCACGCUGGUGCUAGACAUGGCCAAGCUUCUGCUGGAUAAUUAUUGCUUCCCUGAAAACCUGGUAGGGAUGCAAGAAGCUAUCGAACAAGCCAUUAAAAAUGGUGAGAUCUUGGACAUCUCUGAUCCCAAUCUUCUGGCAUCUGUUCUGACCGCCGGCGUGCAAGGGGCCCUGAACGACCAGCGUUUGGUGAUCUCCUACGAGCCUUGGACUCCGAUCACCCCCAAGCAAGAAAUGGAAGCUUCCCCAACAUCAGAGCAGCUCCUAGAACUUAUCCAACAUGUUGUGAAGUUUGAGGUAUUGGACGGCAACGUGGGAUACCUGAGGAUCGACUCCAUCAUUGGCCAAGAAAUUAUACAGCAGAUAGGCGCCGUCCUCAUCGAAAAGGUAUGGAAGACCCUGAUGGAGACGUCGGCUUUGGUGCUAGAUUUGCGUUAUACCACCGGCGGAAAGGUCUCGGGCAUCCCCUUCAUUAUCUCCUACUUACACCACAACGGCCAAGCGUUGCAUGUGGAUACGGUCUACAACCGGCCCUCCAACCACACCACUGAAAUCUGGACCUUGCCCAAAGUUCUGGGCCCGAGGUACGGCAAGGACAAGGAUGUCAUUGUGCUGAUCAGCCAAUACACCACCGGGGUAGCCGAAGCCGUGGCCUACAUCCUGAAGUACAUGCAUCGGGCCAUACUUGUGGGAGAGACGUCGGCGGGGGGCUCCUUGGACAUUCAGAAGUUUCCAAUUGGUGCUUCCCAGUUCUACAUGACAAUUCCUGUGUCCUGUUCGGUGAGCCCCUUGAGUGGCAGCGGGCAAACCUGGGAAGGCAGUGGGGUGGUGCCGAGUGUCACAACUUCAGCCGAGAGAGCACUGGAGGAAGCCCUGGCUAUCCUGGAGCUGCGCAAGGCUAUCCCUACCGCCAUCAACCAGCUGACGAGCAUCCUGAAGAACAACUACUCCAUGGUUGAUCGGGUGCCUUUGUUAUUGCAGCACCUCGCCAGUUUUGACCACUCCUCCAUCCUGUCCAUUUCUGACCUGGCUUCCAAGCUGAACACUGAACUGCAGGCUGUGUCUGAAGACCCACGCCUCUCGCUGCGGGUCACCACCCCAGGGGAGGUUGUCUCAGGACCAGUGGAGCAGCACGUCGCCACGGCUACCGACCUGCCUGACGAUGAGCAGUUUCUGCAAGCUUUGGUCAACACAGCAUUCAAAGUGUCGGUGCUACCAGGCAACGUAGGUUACAUGCGCUUUGACGAGUUUGCCGAUGCUUCUGUGCUCAGCAAGAUAGGGUCUUACAUUGUGCGUCAAGUCUGGGAACCACUGCAAUCGACGGACAACUUGAUUGUGGACUUGCGCUACAACCCAGGGGGCCCGUCCUCGAGUGCCGUGCCAAUUUUGCUUUCCUACUUCCAAGACCCCUCUGUUGGCCCUGUGCACCUCUUCACAACCUACAAUAGGUGCACAAACCACACCCAGGACUACAACAGCCAGCUCAAAAUUUUAGGCAAGCCCUACGGAGCACGGCGUGGCGUCUACCUGCUCACCAGCCACCACACGGCCACAGCAGCUGAAGAAUUUGCCUACCUUAUGCAGUCCCUCAGCCGUGCCACUCUGGUGGGCGAGAUCACCGCAGGCAGCCUGUCGCACACACGCACCUUCUGUCUGAUGCAACAGGCAGGCUGUGGCCUCCUUGUCAAUGUCCCUGUCAUCUCCAUCAUUGACAACCACGGUGAGUGCUGGCUCGGUGGUGGGGUGGUACCGGAUGCCAUUGUGCUUGCCGACGAGGCUCUUGAGAAAGCCCAGGAGGUGUUGGAGUUCCACAAGAGCAUGGGGGCUCUCGUUGAGGGUGUUGGGGAGUUGCUGGAGGCUCACUAUGCCAUUCCAGAAAUGGCCAGACGGGUCAGUGGAGCACUUAGUUCCAAGUUGGCCCAAGGUGGGUAUCACAUGGCGGUGGACUUUGAGACGCUGGCUUCUCAGCUGACCAGUGACCUUCAGGAGACCUCUGGGGACCACCAGCUGCACAUCUUCCACAGCCACGUAGAGCCUUCCCCAGAGGAGCAACCCCCCAACAAGACCCCCACCCCCGAGGAGCUAAGCUACAUCAUCGAGGCUCUCUUCAAAGUGGACGUCCUGCUGGGCAACGUGGGAUACCUGCGCUUCAACAUGACGGUGGAGGCGGAGACGGUGAAGGCCAUCGGGUCACAACUCCUGCACAUGGUUUGGGAGAAGCUCGUGGAGACCUCCGCCAUGAUCGUCGACAUGCGCUACAAUACAGGGAGCUACUCUAGAGCUGUGCCCACAUUCUGUUCCUACUUCUUCGAUGCCGAGCCCCAGCAGCAUCUGUACACCAUCUUUGACCGUAGCACCUCUCAGAGCACAGAAGUGUGGACUUUGCCCAAGGUGUCCGGCAAGCGCUACGGCUCGACAAAGGACGUAUUCAUCCUCAUCAGCCACAUGAGUGGCUCGGCUGCUGAGACUUUCACCCGCUCGAUGAAGGACCUGCAUCGGGCCACCGUCAUUGGGGAACCCACCGUGGGCGGUUCCCUCUCAGCGGGCAUCUACCGUCUGGGCGGCAGCCCCCUAUAUGCUUCCAUCCCUAGCCAGGUGGUGCUCAGCCCACUCACUGGCAAAGUGUGGAGCUUGUCCGGGCUGGAGCCACAUGUCACCACCCAAGCGACAGAAGCCCUGGCUUCUGCUCAGAACAUCAUUGCCUUGCGCGCCAAGGUGCCCUACUUGCUGCAGACUGUGAGCAAGCUGAUUGCGGACAACUAUGCCUCGGCUGAGCUUGGAGCGGAGGUGGCUGCUAAGUUGGCCGAGCUGGCCCGCAAAGACACUUACAGGAGGAUCAAUAGCGAGGCGGAGCUCGCUGAAGUUAUGGCAGGUGACUUGCAGGCUCUUUCUGGAGAUGUGCACCUGAAGACAGCCCACAUCCCUGAGCAUUUGAGGGCGCGAAUCCCUGGGAGUAUACCCAUCCAGAUUCCUUCCCCGGAAAAUUUUGAAGACUUCGUUAAGUUUUCUUUCCACACCAAAGUGUUUGAAAACAACAUUGGCUACCUGAGGUUUGAUAUGUUUGGAGACUGUGAACUUUUAUCCCAAGUCUCUGACCUGUUAGUGGAACACGUCUGGAAGAAGAUUAUCCACACGGAUGCCCUGAUCCUUGACAUGAGAUACAACGUAGGGGGCCCUACUUCUUCCAUAGCAACUCUGUGCUCCUAUUUCUUCGACGAAGGACGCCUGAUUCUUCUGGACAAAGUGUACCACAGACCAAACAAUACGACUACUGACAUUUGGACCCAUUCACAGCUUAAAGGCAUGAGAUACGGUUCCCAGAAGGGCCUGGUCAUCCUCACGAGCACGGUGACGUCAGGGGCUGCAGAGGAAUUUGUGUCCAUCAUGAAGAGGCUGAACAGAGCCUUGGUCAUCGGGCAAAGGACCCAUGGGGGCUGCCACCCGCCAGAGACAUACCAGGUGGACAGCACCGACCUUUACAUCACCAUCCCGACAUCCAGAUCUACCCUUUCUGGGGCCAGCACCUGGGAGGGUGUGGGUGUCAGUCCGCACAUGGCUGUCCCCGCGGAGGUGGCCCUCGUCCGAGCCAAAGAGAUGCUCAACGCACACCUUCACCCUUCCAGCUAG
This is a messenger RNA of Euleptes europaea (tarantolino), 3702 nucleotides long. RefSeq names its product retinol binding protein 3 (gene RBP3). Gene Ontology annotation, molecular function: serine-type peptidase activity. The transcript has 4 exons. Bases 1 to 3702 code for a protein of 1233 amino acids. NCBI's taxonomy places the organism in Eukaryota, Metazoa, Chordata, Lepidosauria, Squamata, Sphaerodactylidae. Gene Ontology annotation, biological process: proteolysis. The record is from RefSeq and is a predicted model, not a curated record.